CGGCGCGGACGGCCGGGAAGGAUGGGUGGGGCCGCAGGGAGGGCGGGGGAGGGAUGCCUGGGCUCCGGCUGCGUUCUCUGCGGGUCCGCGCUCCCGGGGCGCGGGUGGAGGCGCCUGGAACCGCGGGUCGGGCGUGGGCGUUGUGGACUGUAGCUUCCGGAGCCGCUGCCAGCCGGGAGAGGAGGCAAGGCGGGCAGCGCGGGCCGUUUCCCUGCCUCUUCCUCUGCCUCGUUUCGGCCGCCUCCCGCCUCUCAGGGUCGGGGUUGUCUGUCCCCUUCGCUGUCACAUCCUCCGCACCCAGCAGGUGGAAGGUGCUCCAUCACGGUGACAGACAGGUGCCAAGCAGGCUGGCGUCUGGGAGGAACUUUGGAGCCGGCUCUCCCUAGGCCCUGAGCUUGGCCCCAUCCGUCCUUACCCUGGUGACCCUGGGCAGGUCACUGACUCUUCGGGCGCUUUGGCAUCCUCGUUUGAAAGGGGCUGUUAUCCUUCAGGCUUGCUGGUCAGUGAGGGUGAGAGGGAUCUGUGCACCUAGCACCGUGCAUGGCACGUGGUAGGCGUUUGGUACUUGGGAAUUGCUGUUGGGGUGUCACAGACACCCCAGAAAGUUCUCGGCUUCAGUAAGCGCGUCCCCUGCCAGGCGCCCUGGCUGUGCAGAGAGGAGUCCCUGAGCUCCGCCUUUGACCAGCGUGCAGCUGGGAGAGUGAGAUCAGAGACCACAGCAGAUUGUGGCGCUGUGAUCAGGGGUACACUGAAGCUGUGGGUCCCUGAGCCCAGCCUUGAGAUCCCAGGAAGGCCUGCAGCCUGAAAGGGGCCUUGAAAGGUGCAUUGUUUCUCUGAAAAGCAUCGCCCAGGUCAGAAUGAAAGGAAACUCUCUCUGCAGACCGCUGUAUGUGGGACCUUGAAGACGGUCAAAUAGUGUUCAAUUCUAGAGCAAGCAGAUUUUCUUGUUCCCUCUGGAGAACACAGUUUUUGGGGAUCUUCUCUGGAUCAAGAAAUGGUGGUGAAAAAUGUUUCGCAAAGGCAAAAAACGACACAGUAGUAGCAGUUCCCAAAGUAGCGAAAUCAGUACUAAGAGCAAGUCUGUAGAUUCUAGCCUUGGGGGUCUUUCACGAUCCAGCACGGUGGCCAGCCUCGACACAGAUUCCACCAAAAGCUCAGGACAAAGCAACAAUAAUUCAGAUACCUGCGCAGAAUUUCGAAUAAAAUAUGUUGGUGCCAUUGAGAAACUGAAACUCUCUGAGGGAAAAGGCCUUGAAGGGCCAUUAGACCUGAUAAAUUAUAUAGACGUUGCCCAGCAAGACGGAAAGUUGCCUUUUGUUCCUCCAGAGGAAGAAUUUAUUAUGGGAGUUUCCAAGUAUGGCAUAAAAGUAUCAACAUCAGAUCAAUAUGAUGUUUUGCACAGGCAUGCUCUCUACUUAAUAAUCCGGAUGGUGUGUUACGAUGAUGGUCUCGGGGCGGGAAAAAGCUUACUGGCUCUGAAGACCACAGAUGCAAGCAAUGAAGAAUACAGCCUGUGGGUUUAUCAGUGCAACAGCCUGGAACAAGCACAAGCCAUUUGCAAGGUUUUAUCCACUGCUUUUGACUCUGUAUUAACAUCUGAGAAACCUUGAAUCCUGCAAUCAAGAAGUCAACUUCAUCUGAAAGUUCAGCUGUUUUCAAUCUGCGGUGCUGAAGUGUUAUGCAAAUAAUGAAGUGAUCCCUUGCUCUAGGUUUUCUGAAGAAGAUGGAUUGUGUAAAAUGCUGAUCAUCUGUUUAUUAAAAUGUGUCAUAUUACAGUGAGUUAACUCUCAA
Macaca mulatta (Rhesus monkey) is the source of this 1791-nucleotide messenger RNA. RefSeq names its product integrin subunit beta 1 binding protein 1 (gene ITGB1BP1). The record is from RefSeq and is a predicted model, not a curated record. Lineage: Eukaryota; Metazoa; Chordata; Mammalia; Primates; Cercopithecidae. Gene Ontology annotation, cellular component: cytoskeleton; cell periphery; lamellipodium. Gene Ontology annotation, molecular function: integrin binding. Gene Ontology annotation, biological process: negative regulation of focal adhesion assembly; negative regulation of substrate adhesion-dependent cell spreading.